AUGUACCUCUCCUACCUCUUCCCCUCCCUCCGCACGCUCCUCAAAGUCCUCGGCACGACCCUCGCCCUCUCCGUCUUGGGAGGGGGCACAGCGCUCUACCUCUUUCAAACCCGCUUGAUCUACCCCGCCAACCUCCCAGCUGGAUCGAGGGAACAUGUACCGCGCCCACAGGACUUUGGGAUGGACGGCGAGGAAGUCGAGUUGAGUUCGGCGGAUGGGACGAAGAUCAAGGCGUUUGUGAUACUGGCGAGGGACAAGCCGGAGGAGAGACCGACUGUGUUGUUGUUGCAUGCGAAUGCGGGCAAUGUGGGUCACCGCUUGCCGAUCGCGAAAGUGUUCUGGCAGAAGAUGAGGUGCAAUGUCGUCAUGCUGUCCUACCGAGGGUAUGGCCACAGCGAAGGCUCGCCCACCGAGAAAGGCAUCAAACUCGACGCGCAAACUUGCCUCGACUACCUCAAAUCCCGCCGCGAACUCGAGAAGACGGACGUCUGGCUGUACGGACAGAGUAUUGGCGGGGCGGUGGCGGUUUGGUUGGCGAGUCAGAAUGCGGAGCGGGUUCGGGGGCUGAUUAUCGAGAACACGUUCCUCUCGCUCCCCAAACUGAUUCCCCACCUCCUCCCCUUCCUCCGCCCCUUCCUCCCCCUCCUCCUAACCGAAAUAUGGCCCUCCGAACACCACAUCGCCCGCCUUCCUCGCUUGUUCCCCGUGCUGUUCCUGGCGGGAGCGAAGGACGAGCUGGUCGUGCCGGGACAGAUGAGGGGCUUGUGGGACGUUUGUGGGAGUGAAAGGAAGGAGUGGAAGGAGUAUGAGGAGGGAACGCAUAACGACACCUGCGCGCAACCGCACUACUUUGCCGACAUCGCCUCGUUCAUUGCCCAGCACUCCUCUUCCUCCCCAUCCGCGCGGUCUACAUCCCCAACGCCCACACCCGCCUCUCCGCCCUCCAUCUCCACCGCCCAGCCCAUCGCGGAGCAAGAGGAACAAGACUCGUCGUCUUCGCUUUCGUCGCCCGUCAGCUCCUCUGCGUCGGUCGAGUCCUUCGAGAUCGUUGACGUCGAGAAGGACAACGAGGAAGGGGGAGUGAGCGCGUCGAGUAUGGGCCCGAAGGAGGAGGUUGAGGAGGUUGUCGACGAGGCGAAGAAGGGCGGCAAGGGGCGGUUGUGA
Messenger RNA from Rhodotorula toruloides NP11, 1164 nucleotides. Its product is annotated as alpha/beta hydrolase fold-1 domain containing protein. Gene Ontology annotation, molecular function: palmitoyl-(protein) hydrolase activity. The record is from RefSeq and is a predicted model, not a curated record. Lineage: Eukaryota; Fungi; Basidiomycota; Microbotryomycetes; Sporidiobolales; Sporidiobolaceae. The coding region runs from base 1 to 1164 and encodes 387 amino acids. The transcript has 7 exons. Gene Ontology annotation, cellular component: membrane.